CAACUGUGGCACCUAAGAGCGCCUGUUUUCUCUGCUCCAGGGGUCCUGGCAGGAGCAGCACGGCUUCUCCCCGCCUCGCUGCUUGUGCAGUUUGAUUUCCUGCUCUUCACGUCCCGAGCGCCUGUGUGAGGGGUGCCCGCUGAAGGCGGCGGCGGGGCUUGGGGCUGGCGCGGGCCAGAGCGUCGGCGAUAAGAGCACAAUGCAGCCCACAGUUCGGCGCUCCGGCCUCUGAGUGGAUGAGCCACCAUUGGCAUUGUGCCUCGUGCGUGUGACUCAGAUGGAUUCUGCUUGUCUGAAAGAUUCCUGCAAGUCCUCAGAGUUGUCCAACCUGCCUGGCUCAGCACUGGAAGCCGUGAGAAACACUCUGAAAGGACUGCAUAAGAAUUAUUCAGGAAAUAAAGUGAACUGGAUGAGACCCACCAUCAAGAAGCCCAAGGCACAGAAGGACCAUUAGGAGGCUGCUAGAUCCAUGGAGCUGAAUCUAGAGCCACAAGAAGAGAAGGAGCUUGGAUGCCACUAUGUCACUCCUGCAGAGGACGCUCCAUAACUUGUGCCAUCUAGAGGGAAUGCGUUGGUUGUCCUCUCCUCCAAGCUCCUUUGAGCCCUUCCACGGAGGACUGUGGGGAAGGAUGGUGAAGACCAUAUUUGUCUGCUGGUAUGGAUUUUGGAGCUGCCCCUUGCCACAAAAGGAAGGAGCUGGGAUGUUCUUUUGGGGAAAUAUUGAAAUCUUAAACCUGAAUAUGAAGCCUGGGAACACCCUGAAGGUGAAGGGCAAAAUAUCUGCUGAUACUGUUGGCUUCAGCAUCAAUCUUGGCUGCAGCUCAAGAGAUCUGGCAUUUCACUUCAAUCCCCGCUUCAAUGAGUCUGUCAUCGUCUGUAACUCCAAGUGCUCCGAUUCCUGGCAGACGGAACAUCGUGACCGCCACCUCCCUUUCUUCAGGGGUUGCACUGUCAAGUUCUUCAUUGAAAUGCUGUCAGACAAAUUCCGUGUGAAACUGCCGGAUGGUCACGAAGUGUGCUUCCCCAACCGGCACGGCUACCACAAUAUCAACUACAUAAGCAUCAUGGGAGGCUUCAAGAUCAUCUCCUUCAAGCUGAGCUGAUGGACACUGCUUCCUAGCUCUAAUAAAAACCCA
This is a messenger RNA of Vidua chalybeata, 1136 nucleotides long. It is a transcript of the gene LGALS2, whose product is annotated as galectin 2. Lineage: Eukaryota; Metazoa; Chordata; Aves; Passeriformes; Viduidae. The transcript has 7 exons. The coding region runs from base 519 to 1103 and encodes 194 amino acids. The record is from RefSeq and is a predicted model, not a curated record. Gene Ontology annotation, molecular function: carbohydrate binding.